UCUGGUUUCCAUCAAACUAGAACUGAACUGAGCGAGCUAGCUGCUUCUACAACUGUGCAGGUAGCUAAUUAAUCUAGCAAUCCUCCCGUAGAUUGGAAUAAUGGCAGAUCAGAAGGUGAUUCUCGCCGAGCCGCUGCUUCCGGGGAAGGAAGCUGACUUCGCCGACGACGACGACGUGGAGGCGCAGCUCACUUCGUACCACACCGGCGCCUCCUUCUCCAGGACGUGCCUCAACCUCACCAAUGCCGUCUCCGGCAUCGGGGUGCUGUCCAUGCCGUACGCGGUGUCGCAGGGCGGGUGGCUCAGCCUGCUGCUCUUCGUCCUCGUCGGCGCCGUGUGCUACUACACCGGCACGCUCAUCGAGCGCUGCAUGCGCGCCGACGGCUCCAUCGCCAGCUACCCGGACAUCGGCCAGUACGCCUUCGGCGCCACCGGCAGGAGAGCCGUCGCAUUCUUCAUGUACGUCGAGCUCUACCUCGUCGCCAUAAGCUUCCUCGUCCUCGAGGGCGACAAUCUCGACAAGCUCUUCCCCGGCGCAACCAUGGAGAUUCUUGGCUACCAGCUCCACGGCAAGCAGCUAUUCAUUGUACUCGCCGCCGCCGUCAUACUGCCCACUACCUGGCUCAAGAAUCUUGGCAUGCUCGCUUACGUGUCAGCGGCCGGGCUCAUCGCCUCGGUGGCCUUGACGGCGUCACUGAUCUGGGCCGGUGUCGCCGAGACCGGGUUCCACCGGAACAGCAACACGCUCAACCUCGCCGGAAUCCCCACCUCCCUCGGUCUCUACUUCGUCUGCUUCACCGGCCACGCCGUCUUCCCGACGAUAUACUCCUCCAUGAAGAACAGCAAACACUUCUCCAAAGUUCUCUUGAUCUCGUCGGUGCUGUGCAGCCUCAACUACGGGCUCACGGCGGUGCUGGGCUACAUGAUCUACGGUGACGAUGUGCAGUCGCAGGUGACGCUGAACCUGCCCUCCGGCAAGCUCUACACCAAGAUCGCCAUCGUGAUGACGCUGGUGAACCCGUUGGCCAAGUACGCGCUGCUCGUGGCGCCGAUCACGGCGGCCGUCGAGGAGAGGCUGUCUCUGACGCGGGGCAGCGCGCCGGCGAGGGUGGCCAUCAGCACCGCCAUCCUCGCCAGCACGGUGGUGGUGGCGUCGACGGUGCCCUUCUUCGGCUACCUCAUGUCAUUCAUCGGCUCGUUCCUCAGCGUCAUGGCGACCGUGCUGUUCCCUUGCCUCUGCUACCUCAAGAUCUACAAGGCCGAUGGCAUCCACCGCACGGAGAUGGUGGCCAUCGCCGGAAUUCUGCUGCUAGGAGUGUUCGUCGCCGUCACCGGCACGUACACUUCUUUGCUGCAGAUUAUAGCCACUUUCUGAGGUGGUUGGUUGCUGUUGGUCUCUGAUAGUAGACAGUAGUACUUACAGACAAUAGUGUGACCACAGUGUCCUUAAAAUAAAGGGCGCUUGAAAAAAUUUUCGGAGUUAGUUUGUAUCUAAGAUAAAGCUGAAUCAAUAAUAUUGACUUAGGUGAAAAAAUUGUAUAUAUUAUUGGUGCCAACAAUGUCAAUGUUGUAUUUAAUAAAUAUCAGAUAUGAGACACUAAUUUAGGUUUAUUUGUAAAAAAAAAAAUGCCAAGUGACUAAUUUGUUUAAGGAACAAA
Messenger RNA from Oryza sativa Japonica Group (Japanese rice), 1658 nucleotides. Its product is annotated as amino acid transporter AVT1I. The record is from RefSeq and is a predicted model, not a curated record. NCBI's taxonomy places the organism in Eukaryota, Viridiplantae, Streptophyta, Magnoliopsida, Poales, Poaceae. Gene Ontology annotation, biological process: amino acid transmembrane transport. Gene Ontology annotation, cellular component: membrane. Gene Ontology annotation, molecular function: amino acid transmembrane transporter activity.